CGGCCAUGGCGUUCUUCCGCGGCCUGACCGCUGUGUCGAGGCUUCGAUCUCGCGUAGCGCAGGAGGCAACCACGCUUGGUGGUGUGAGAUGGCUGCAGAUGCAGAGCGCAUCUGAUCUUGAUCUUAAGUCCCAGCUGCAGGAAUUGAUUCCCGAGCAACAGGAUCGCUUAAAGAAACUUAAAUCAGAGCAUGGAAAGGUCCAGCUUGGAAACAUAACUGUUGAUAUGGUCCUUGGUGGGAUGAGAGGGAUGACUGGGAUGCUUUGGGAAACAUCAUUGCUUGACCCGGAGGAGGGUAUUCGUUUUAGGGGUCUCUCUAUUCCGGAGUGUCAGAAAGUGUUGCCAACAGCAGUUAAAGAUGGGGAACCUUUGCCUGAGGGUCUCCUUUGGCUUCUUUUGACCGGAAAGGUGCCAACCAAAGAGCAAGUCGAUGCUCUAUCAAAAGAAUUGGCUACCCGUUCAAGCAUUCCAGUUCAUGUGUAUAAGGCAAUUGAUGCUCUCCCUGUAACUGCUCAUCCUAUGACACAGUUUACCACAGGAGUGAUGGCACUUCAGGUUGAGAGUGAGUUUCAAAAAGCUUAUGACAAAGGAAUGCCAAAAUCAAAGUUCUGGGAACCUACCUAUGAAGAUUGCUUAAAUUUGAUAGCUCGCCUUCCACCAGUGGCUUCAUAUGUUUACCGGAGGAUCUUCAAGGAUGGAAAAACUAUAGCGGCUGAUAAUACACUGGAUUAUGCAGCAAACUUUUCACACAUGCUUGGUUUUGAUGACCCCAAAAUGCUCGAGUUGAUGCGACUAUAUGUAACAAUCCACACUGAUCAUGAAGGUGGAAAUGUCAGUGCUCAUACUGGACAUCUGGUUGGAAGUGCUCUGUCGGAUCCUUAUCUUUCUUUUGCAGCUGCACUGAAUGGUUUAGCUGGACCAUUGCACGGCUUGGCUAAUCAGGAAGUGUUGUUGUGGAUCAAAUCUGUAAUAGGUGAGACUGGUAGUGAUGUUACAAUUGACCAACUCAAAGAGUAUGUGUGGAAGACACUAAAAAGUGGAAAGGUUGUUCCUGGCUUUGGUCAUGGAGUGCUACGCAAGACCGAUCCACGAUAUACAUGUCAGAGGGAGUUUGCUCUGAAGUAUUUGCCUGAGGAUCCACUUUUCCAACUGGUCUCCAAGUUGUAUGAUGUUGUGCCUCCGAUCCUCACUGAGCUUGGCAAGGUCAAAAACCCAUGGCCUAAUGUUGAUGCUCACAGCGGAGUUCUACUGAACCACUUUGGAUUAUCUGAAGCUCGGUAUUACACUGUCCUUUUCGGCGUUUCAAGGAGCAUUGGGAUAGGAUCUCAGCUCAUUUGGGACCGUGCUCUUGGCCUGCCGCUCGAAAGACCGAAGAGUGUCACCAUGGAGUGGCUGGAAAACUACUGCAAGAAGGCUGCUGCUUGAAGCUGCACACGCCUACACGGCUGUUUUUUUUUUUUUUUUUUUGUUUUUACUCUUUGGGCAUCCUUGAUGCCAAUAACAGAGCAUAAACUCGAAACACCUAGCCACAUUUUACUCUUUUUGCCCCCUGGGCCAAUAACAAGAGGAAGAUGCUCUCCGCUGGUAGGAUUUUGUAACCA
Messenger RNA from Oryza brachyantha (malo sina), 1600 nucleotides. RefSeq names its product citrate synthase 4, mitochondrial-like. NCBI's taxonomy places the organism in Eukaryota, Viridiplantae, Streptophyta, Magnoliopsida, Poales, Poaceae. Gene Ontology annotation, biological process: citrate metabolic process; carbohydrate metabolic process; tricarboxylic acid cycle. Gene Ontology annotation, cellular component: mitochondrial matrix. The coding region runs from base 6 to 1424 and encodes 472 amino acids. The transcript is spliced from 19 exons. The record is from RefSeq and is a predicted model, not a curated record.